Messenger RNA from Panicum virgatum (switchgrass), 2848 nucleotides. RefSeq names its product formin-like protein 15. The record is from RefSeq and is a predicted model, not a curated record. Bases 224 to 2518 code for a protein of 764 amino acids. Gene Ontology annotation, molecular function: actin filament binding. The transcript is spliced from 4 exons. NCBI's taxonomy places the organism in Eukaryota, Viridiplantae, Streptophyta, Magnoliopsida, Poales, Poaceae. Gene Ontology annotation, biological process: actin cytoskeleton organization; actin nucleation.
AGGCAUGCACCACUUCCCUCGCUGCAGUCACAGUCACAGCUGUCCAGUUCUGUCGCCUCAGCCAGCGUUCACAAGCGCGUUCACUCCUCUCCUUCCCUCUCCCACCUCUGACCUCACAAGCCAGUCGUGCUACACUCGUUGUGCUAGCAGCUAGCAAGAGCUCAUCGAGCGUGUGGGAGCUCAUCGAGGAAGGGGAUUGCCGUUCCCGGGAACGCCAACGGCAAUGCUGGCGCGGGUGCUGCUCGUGCACCUCCUCUUCCUCCCCGCUGCGUCCGCGGCCGACCACCGCCACCGCCACUACCGGAGCAGGAGGGCGCUGCACGAGCCGCUGUUCCCUCUGGAGAGCACGCCCGCGCUGCUGCCGCCGCCGCCCGCGCCGUUCUUCCCGUUCUUGCCAGGCGCCGCGGGGCCCCCGGCGCCGGCGCUGACGCCGGCGGCCGGCUCCGCCUCCACCCCGGCCGACGCCGCCGGCGCGGGCGACGCGGCGUCGUCGUCGCCGCACCCGACGGCGCCGGCCAACAUCUCGUCCCUGGCCGCGCUGCCCGUCUCCCACUCCGCGCCGCUCCGGUCCUUCCUCUCCUCCCAUCGCCUCCUCAUCGUCGUCGUCACCGUCGCCGCCGUCGCCGCGGCGGUGCUCGCAGCCGCGCUCGUGUACAUUCUCGCCCGCCGCCGGCGCCACCCCUUUCCCAAGGAGGAGCCUGCGGUGUACUCAAAGCCCAACUCGCUCCCACCCGCCAACCCCGCGCUCUACGAUGGCGCCGACCAGCAUGGACGGGGCUCCACGGCCAUCGUCUCCAGCACCAGCUCGCCGGAGCUCAGGCCGAUGCCGCCUCUGCCGAGGCAGUUCCAGCAGACUCGGAUGAACUUGCCGUCAAGUUCAAAAGCCGCUCUUGACUCGGCAGCAGGGGGCAAGCGGGCGCCAGAGGGUGCUCCACCGCCGCCGCCGCCUCCUCCCCCGCCACCGCCGCCAAUGCCACCGGUGAAAGAUGCCCAAGCGGCAGCUGCUCCUCCGGCGCCGCCCCCGCCACUGCCGCGGGCCGGCAACGGCAGCGGCUGGCUGCCCCGGCGGCUCUCCGAGCGCCCGGUGACCACGGUGAUCAGGGCCUCGGCGGGCGCAGUUCACCCGGAGGAGUCUCCGGGGCGCACGCCGUCAGAGAAAGACGCUGACUCGGAUGCGGCUGCUUUGCCGAAGCUGAAGCCGUUGCACUGGGACAAGGUGCGCGCGAGCUCUGGCCGGCCGACGGUGUGGGACCAGCUGAAGGCGAGCUCUUUCCGAGUGAACGAAGAGAUGAUCGAGACAUUGUUCGUCUCAAAUUCGACAAGGCGAUCGUCCAAGAGUGGAGUCAAGGGGCCAAAUUCCAGUUUGUGCAGCCAGGAGAACAAGGUCCUCGACCCAAAGAAAUCACAGAACAUCGCGAUAAUGCUAAGGGCGCUGAAUGCGACAAAGGAAGAAGUAUGCAAGGCUCUCUUGGAUGGGCAGGCAGAGAGCCUUGGAACAGAGCUCUUGGAGAUGCUGCUUAAGAUGGCGCCUACCAGAGAGGAGGAGAUCAAGCUGAAAGAAUUUAGGGAGGAUGCUCUGUGUAAGCUUGGCUCUGCCGAGAGCUUCCUCAAGGCAGUGCUCACGAUACCAUUCGCUUUCAAGAGAGUGGAAGCAAUGCUCUACUUCACUAACUUCGAUUCAGAGGUUGACUACCUCAAGACCUCCUUCAAGACUCUUGAGGCAGCAUGUGAAGAGCUAAGGGGCAGCAGGUUGUUCCACAAGAUCUUAGAUGCGGUCCUGAAGACUGGUAACCACAUGAACACAGGCACGAACCGUGGGAACGCACACGCAUUCAAACUCGAUGCACUCCUCAAGCUAGCUGAUGUAAAGGGCGCUGAUGGCAAGACGACGCUGCUGCACUUUGUGGUCGAAGAAAUCAUCAAGUCUGAAGGAGCCAACAUUCUAGCCACUGGUCAACCAACCGACCAGGCGAGUACCCUUGCGGAUGAUCUGCAAUGCAAGAAAGUAGGCCUGAAAAUCGUGGCCAGCCUCGGCGGUGAGCUUAACAGCGUCAAGAAGGCAGCGGCGAUGGACUCUGACACGCUGGCCAGCUGCGUCGCCAAGCUCUCCUCUGGGGUCAGCAAGAUCAGUGAGGUUCUGCAUCUAAGCCAGCACCUCAGCUCCCAAGACAGCUGCAGGCAGUUCCGCGCCUCCAUCGGCGUGUUUCUGCAGAAGGCCGAGGCUGAAAUCACCGCGGUGCAGGCUCAGGAGGGCCGCGCCCUCGCCCUCGUCAGGGAGACGACAGAGUUCUUCCACGGCGAUUCAGCCAAGGAGGAAGGCCACCCGCUGAGGAUCUUCAUGGUUGUGCGCGACUUCCUCGCUGCCCUAGACCACGUCUGCAAGGACGUCGGGAAGAUGAAUGAGCGGGCGGCGACUGGUGGGUCGUCGCGGCGGGUGGAGAACGCGCCUGUUCCUACGAGGUUUAACACGGUGCAAUCCAUGAGCUCGGAAGAAGAGAGCUCGAGCUCAUCGCCCUAGCCGUUGGGGUGCAGCAUUGGUAGCACAGCAGCCUGAGCAAGAAUCUGCAUCUUGAGGUCUAGAAGAACAUCAGUGCAGGCUCAGACGUAGGACCAUGCUAAAUAUUUUGUACUACCUGGAGAAGAUAAAUGUAGAGUGAAGCCUAUAUGUCCUGCAUGAUUCGGCAUGAUGAACAUCAUCCCUGACAAAUGCCAAUGGCCUACCAAAGGUGAAAGUGGCAUUGUACAUGAUUCCGCAUGCUGGUAAUUUUACUGUUGGAUGAGAGCUUUUGACGAACUGAUGAUAAAGCUCAGUCUCACGAUAAAAGUAGAUGGUACUGCCUAGUUGCUA